CCCCUCUCAGCUCUGUGUGGACUUUUCAUCGCCCUAUAGAAAGUAACAUAUUUUACAUUAUUUUAAGUUGAAGGAAUCCUGAUGAAGAGCAGGAAGGAAGCAGAGGAGAAACCAGGAGUUACUGUGAAUCAUUUCACUGAAGAUGCUCCAGCCACUGGGAGGUCCAAGAAUGGAUACGUGUUCCAAGAGAUGGAGCUGCAGGAUGGAGAACAGGAGGAUUCUGGGCAAAAUAACCACAUCUAUGACAAAGACAUCCAGAUCAGUGUCUUAGAUCCUGACAGUCCAGCAUUUGGACUUUUAAAUACAACAAGAAAACAUGUGAAGCUAAUGAACUUCCAGGAGGAAGUGCGUGCCCACAGAGACCUGGACAGCUUCCUGGCCCAGGCGAGCAUCCUUUUGGACGAGAAGGCUCAGAGUCUGGACGAGGUGCUGAGGCGGAUGUUGACUCAUGUGGUGGAGGACGGCCACGGGAGCUGUGACGUGGACAAGGUCAUGAACUCGCUGUUCACCGAUGCUGCCGGAAAGGAGUUUAAUGUUCACCUUCUGUCAGAGACCAUUCAGGGUGUGACUGCCACUUCCACGGGGGUUCGAUACCAGCAGUCCUGGCUUUGUAUUCUCUCCAAUGUGCGGAGCCUGCAGAGACGCCAUGUCUGUGUCGCCCGCCUGGAGAAGCCACAGAACUGGGGAGUAAACUGCUGCGAGGCUCGAUUCGUCAUCCUCAUCCUGGCGCCUCCCAGAACGAAAAGCACCAAGACGGCCGUUGAGCUGGGUCGAACGUUUGCCACGAUGUUCUCCGACAUUUCCUUCAGACAGAAGCUUCUGGAGGCAAAGACCCAGGAGGAGUUCAAACAGGAGUUGGUGUUCCAGCGGAAGCAGCUCUCCAUCGUCUCGGAGAAGCCGGACGUGGAGGAGGUGGAGGAUUCAGAUCCACGUAGGGGGAAAUCACUUCAGUUCAGAGAUUUCCUCAAAGCCGGUAAAGGUGUUUAUGGCGACCUCCGCCGCAGACUCCCUCUCUACCCCUCGGACUUCACAGACGGUUUAUAUGGGGAGGACCGCUCUCUGCUGAAAUACACCACCACUGCUAUUUUUCUCUACAUUGCCAUCCUGCUGCCGGCCAUCGCCUUCGGCUCACUGAAUGAUGAAAGCACAAGAGGAGAGAUAGAUGUUCAGAAGACCAUCAUCGGACAGAGCAUCGGAGGAAUCAUUUAUUCUCUGUUUGCCGGCUCGCCGCUCGUCAUCCCACUGACCACUGCACCACUGGCCAUCUUCAUAAGUGUCAUCAGGGGUAUCUGUGACGACUACAACCUCGACUUUGAUGCCUUCUACGCCUGCAUCGGUUUAUGGAACAGUUUGUUCCUCAUCCUCGGAGGCUUGUUCAAUGUCAGCUUACUGAUGAAGCUCUUCAAACGCUCAACAGAAGAAGUCAUCGCAUUGUUCAUCUCCAUAGCGUUCGUCGUGGAUGCGCUGAAGGGAACCGUCAAAAUUUUUGAGCACUUCUACCACGACCCCACACUGGCGACCACAAAUAGCACGCUGGUGCUUCAGCAGAUCACUGAGAUCCUAGAGAAGGCAAACAACCAGACGGGAAACAUGCUCGGACCUCACAACGACACUGGAGGACACUUGUUGGCCUUCCUGCCCCACACGUUGGUUUUAUGCUCCAGAGAAAGGCCCAUCCUCUGCCUGCUGCUCAUGUUGGGGACCCUGUGGCUGGGUUACGCCCUCUAUCUCAUCAAGAAGAGCCCAUAUCUGAACCCCACCGUCAGAGAGGUGGUGUCUGACUGUGCUCUGCCGACCUCCGUCUUGAUCUGCUCCUUUAUCGGCUCCUACCUCUUCCUCGACGUCCAGCUCCCUGUGUUCAGCGUCCAUGACGGCCCUAUCUUCAACUUCCCUCACUUUGAGAAGCUGAGCGGGCUGAACGCACUGAGCGCGGUCGGGCUGGGCUUCCUCCUCGCGCUGCUCAUCUUCAUCGACCAGAACAUCGUCAUCUCGCUCACUCAUGUACCAGAGCACAAGUUGCUAAAAGGCACAGCUUUCCACUGGGACCUGAUGCUGACUGGUUUCAUCAACAUCCUCAUGUCCUGCCUGGGGUUGCCAUGGAUGCACGCUGCCUUCCCACAUUCCUCCCUGCACGCCCGUCAGCUGGCCAAGGUGGAACAGCACGUAGAGAACGGACACGUCUACACAACUAUCGUCAGCGUGAAAGAAACGCGGAUUACGUCUCUGGUAGCCAACAUCCUGAUCGGCCUGUCUGCCUUCAUGCUGCCCAUCCCUCUGCAGUGGAUCCCAAAGCCCGUCCUCUACGGCCUCUUCCUCUACAUCGCCGCCACGUCCCUGGACGGGAACCAGAUGAUGGACCGCAUGUGCCUGAUGCUUAAAGAACAGACGUCGUAUCCCCCCACCCACUACAUCCGUCGGGUUCCCCAGAGGAAGGUCCACUUCUUCACAGGGCUGCAGAUGAUCCAGCUCCUCAUCCUCUGUGCGUUUGGGAUGUAUCCUCUGCCCUACAUGAAGAUGGUGUUCCCCCUCCUCAUGAUCCUGCUCGUCCCCAUCAGGACCAGUCUACUUCCCAAAAUGAUCGACGCCAAGUACCUGGACAUCAUGGACGCCCAGCACAUGUAGCACAUCACGAGAAGAACUCCAUGAUUGUGUUCAUAGCUGAUUUUAAAUGCAUUUGGACUGCAAGACUUCGAUGCUGGUGACUCCGAGGCCUUUCACACCUUGUCUCAUUUCCUGUGUCCUUGUUCAACACAGAUUCACCAUCAGUGUGGUCGACUUUUAUGUGACAUUCCUUCACCUUUAAAGCAGUGAACAGUCACAAAUGGCAGAUGUUGAGUUAAUGUCAGACAGACUUUUAUAUAUUUAAAAAGCAACAUUAAUCAUGUGAGUUAGUUUCAUGUUGUUUCAGAGAGAGAGCGUGUCUCUCACCUGAUGUUCUGAUGAGGUGAAUAAGGAUGUUACAAAAUCAGUAAUUUCACCGCUCAGAAAUUCAUUCAUGUAAAACAGUCUCUCUCAUUGGGAAAAUAACUGGUAUUUUUAUUUUGAGAGGAAGCAUGUAACGGUUUCUCUUUAUCACAGUGUCGGGAUUUAAUCAAACUGUUGUACAACAACAAAUAAAAGCCCUUUGUUGGAAUUUAA
Platichthys flesus (European flounder) is the source of this 3138-nucleotide messenger RNA. RefSeq names its product solute carrier family 4 member 11-like. NCBI's taxonomy places the organism in Eukaryota, Metazoa, Chordata, Actinopteri, Pleuronectiformes, Pleuronectidae. The record is from RefSeq and is a predicted model, not a curated record. Gene Ontology annotation, molecular function: solute:inorganic anion antiporter activity. Gene Ontology annotation, biological process: monoatomic ion homeostasis; monoatomic anion transport; transmembrane transport. Gene Ontology annotation, cellular component: basolateral plasma membrane; plasma membrane. The transcript has 20 exons. The coding region runs from base 82 to 2622 and encodes 846 amino acids.